Molecule: messenger RNA, 3340 nt
Organism: Seriola aureovittata
Lineage: Eukaryota; Metazoa; Chordata; Actinopteri; Carangiformes; Carangidae
Gene: chrna1
Product: cholinergic receptor, nicotinic, alpha 1 (muscle)
Exons: 10
Coding region: 148-1527 (459 amino acids)
Biological process (GO): signal transduction; regulation of membrane potential; monoatomic ion transmembrane transport
Cellular component (GO): synapse; postsynaptic membrane; neuron projection
Molecular function (GO): transmembrane signaling receptor activity; acetylcholine-gated monoatomic cation-selective channel activity
Source: RefSeq, a predicted model, not a curated record
AGUAACUGCUACGGCUUUAGUGUGUAUUUCUGCUUCUGAGUAGAGGCUGUUAACCAGUUAGCAGGUCACACGCUAACCUAUUAGCAACAUAUUAUUAAAACGGAUGCUGUAGAUUUCAGGGCAGUUUUACAAAGGUCUGGUGGAGAUAUGAACCUUCCUAAGAUCCAAAUUUUGCUGGCAUGGAUUCUCAGUGUGUUUGCCGGUUCGGUAUUCUGCUCAGAAGAUGAGACUCGUCUGGUGAAAACCCUGUUUACUGGUUACAACAAGGUGGUCCGUCCCGUGAACCACUUCAGUGAAGCCGUAGUAGUCACAGUGGGACUGCAGCUAAUUCAGCUUAUUAGUGUGGAUGAAGUUAACCAGAUUGUGACCAGUAAUGUCCGUCUCAAACAGCAAUGGUUAGAUGUGAAUCUGAAUUGGAAUCCAGAUGACUACGGAGGCAUCAGAAAGAUCAGAGUCCCUUCAACCGACAUAUGGAAACCUGACCUGGUGCUAUACAACAAUGCUGACGGUGACUUUGCCAUCAUCCAUGAAACUAAAGUCCUGCUGGAGUACACUGGGAUGAUAACAUGGAACCCUCCAGCCAUCUUUAAGAGUUACUGUGAGAUUAUUGUCCUCCAUUUCCCCUUCGACCUGCAGAACUGUAGCAUGAAACUGGGAACCUGGACAUAUGAUGGGCUGCUGGUCGCCAUCCACCCAGACAAUGAUCGGCCAGACCUCAGUAACUUCAUGGAGUCAGGAGAGUGGGUGUUAAAGGACUACAGGAGUUGGAAACAUUGGGUUUACUACACCUGCUGUCCCGACACACCAUACCUGGACAUCACCUACCAUUUUCUGAUGCUGCGACUGCCUCUUUAUUUCAUUGUCAACGUCAUCAUUCCCUGUAUGCUGUUUUCUUUUCUCACCGGACUGGUCUUCUACCUGCCUACUGACUCUGGUGAAAAGAUGACUCUCUCCAUCUCUGUCCUGCUGUCUCUGACUGUCUUUCUGCUGGUUAUUGUGGAGCUGAUCCCCUCCACCUCCAGUGCUGUUCCUCUCAUAGGGAAAUACAUGCUCUUCACAAUGGUGUUUGUCAUCGCCUCCAUCAUCAUCACCGUCAUCGUCAUUAACACGCAUCACCGCUCUCCCAGCACACACACCAUGCCAGCGUGGAUCCGCAAGGUCUUCAUUGAAACCAUUCCCAACAUGAUGUUCUUCUCAACAAUGAAGCGCCCCAGUCAGGAGAUCCGACAGAAGAGACUGUUCCCUACUGACAUGGACAUCUCUGACAUCUCAGGUAAUCCCACCCCUACAAGCGUCACCUACCAGUCUCCCAUCGCUAAAAAUCCUGAUGUCCGCAGCGCCAUUGAAGGGGUGAAGUACAUCGCUGAGACCAUGAAAUCAGACGAGGAAUCUAACAAUGCAGCAGAGGAGUGGAAGUUCGUUGCCAUGGUUUUGGACCACAUCCUGCUCUGUGUGUUCAUGGCCGUGUGCAUCAUCGGGACGCUUGCCGUCUUUGCUGGGAGACUCAUCGAGCUCAACAUGCUGUAGGGGCCUGACCCAUGAAGGAGUAUGUGUGUUAUCAGAAUCAAUGUCAUACUUGGAGAUGCAUGAGAAAAGUUUCCAUCAAUGGACUGCUUCAGGUUGUUCUCUUUCUCCCUCUGUCUCUCAGACACAGACAGACACACUUUAAGUUGAUUUUUAAAUAUCAUAAAGUGCUGUCACUUGUGUCACUUUCAAAUGUGUGAGUUUGUGUAUUUACUGAAACUGAGGGCAAAUCCAGGCAUCACAUGAGUCAGGUGAUCUAGAUGGGUCAUACUUGAAUCUAUUCUUGUCACUAACAAUUUGUCUAUUUUUUUUAAAUGUUUUUCUACAGUGUGUUUUAUUGCUGCAUAAUUCUGGCAGUCUCUAUGAGUGUAAUUUAAAACUCGUAUGAAAAAGCCAUAACAGUAAUAAUUGAUUUGUUCUGUUUUCUUUUUUUUUGGCAGCUUGAGUUAAGAUCUGUGUUGGAGGAUUUUCUUAAAUAUUGAAAAAAAAAAACUUUAACAUGAUAAUGUUUGUUUUCAUGUCCACUAUGCUGAGGACUUAACUGAGAAUGGAUACAAUAUCAUUAGCAAAUACAUGUACUUUACUUUCUAUAGACAAUUUGAGCUAUUAGGAAAUUUGAAUCCCAUCUCCAUCCCAUUAUGGUGGGUCGGUUGAGGGCUUCAAUUUAAAAUUACUGUCUAAGGAGAAACCUGGAUGUUACAGGAAGUGGAAGAGGAUGUGUUCAGAUUGUUGAAAGCUGAACUAUUAAUUUAACAGUGCUUCGGUCCAAUUUUAUCUUUAGUUGUAGAGACGAGUCUGGCUGAUGACAUUGUCUUGGCCUUUGAGUGCAGGCAAGAUUAUUUCCUGCCUGGAAGUUUUAUUGUUUUAAUUUGCCUGACACUCGACUGACUUCCAAACGUCUCAUUUAUAUUUAUGGGUUAAAGUUGUGAAUUGUGGUAUGAAAUUCAGAUCACACGUGUUGAUUCAGAAAAAGAAAACUACUUCACAUAUUCAUGGGUUAGUGGCAACGUUUGCUUUGUCACUGAUGCAUGUAAAUUCCACUUAACUCUGUUGUACAUUUUGUUUAAGGUUCAUUAGUUAAGAAUUUUUCUUUUUUUUUGACAAAUGAUUUGAUAUUUAACCACAUUGAAGUGAUUGAAAAUCAGUUUUACUUAAUCUGCAUAUUUUUCAGUGAAUAUCUGUAAAGACUGAAGACAACAGACCUGAAUGCCUGUUGAAGGUUGAGUUACUGGUGAAUGUCGAGCCAACAAACUAAGUAAGAGAAACUCAGGCAGCCAUCUCAAAGCUGAUGUGCUGAUUAUUUAAAUAGCAGCAUAACUGAAUUGACCUUUCUCUGCUGUUAAUACUCAGUUUUGGUAAGUUUAAAAUUGGUCUCUUCUUGUGCAUGGAGAUCUUCAACCACUGACCAUACCAGAGAUCAAAAUAAUAAUUUGAAUAAAUUCUGUCAAAGAGUAGUUUCUUGUUUAAGGGUCAUGGAAUAAAAGCUGAUGAGUUGUUUUGUUCAGCUUUAAUUGUGCCAUUGAAAAUACAACAAAUUGUGACGUAGCAAAGGAAGGUUGUUUAGCAAGUAAUGAAAGUGAAAAAUUUCAUGAAAUUUAAACUUGUCUGUUACUGCUGCAGUGUUACUGCCUGUGUUUACAGCGACCAGCUGAAGGCAGCUUGAUUUAUUUUGCAGCUGUGGUUUUAUCCAUUUCAGUUUAAUUAUACAGUAAAGUUCUGUAAAGUCAUAUUGCACUGACCAUUUGUUGUGGUUUUUUAUAUUUGUAGUUGUGUAGAUGUGGAAAAGAGUGAAAAAUAAAAGUCAUUAUUCACUUAG